AUCUCCAUCCACCUUCACCUUUCCCUUCUAAUUCAUCGGAAAACACAUCACUUCCCAGCUGACAACAGAAAAAAUGGUACCCCGUGGUGGUUCGAGCUUCAUUUCCGGCAGCCUGUGUCUUUUUCUUUUUGGAUUUGUGUCGUUGGUUUCUCUUCACGCACAAGCUGCCACCAAGAAGUAUCAGUUUGAUGUACAAGUGACUAACGUGAGCCGAUUGUGCCAUGCAAAACCAAUAGUGACAGUAAACGGAAGAUUUCCAGGUCCUACCAUUUACGCUCGAGAAGGCGAUAGAGUUGUCAUCAACGUCUCAAAUCAUGCACAAUAUAACAUGUCCAUUCACUGGCACGGGUUGAAACAAUAUGCGAACGGGUGGGCAGAUGGACCAGCAUACAUAACACAGUGCCCAAUCCAAACAGGAAGUAGCUAUGUCUACGACUUCAAUGUCACCGGACAACGAGGGACAUUGUGGUGGCAUGCUCAUAUUCUUUGGCUCCGAGCUACUGUUUAUGGUGCCAUUGUCAUUUUACCUCAACAAGGAACUCCAUAUCCGUUCCCUAAGCCCGAUGGUGAACAAGUCUUGGUGUUUGGAGAAUGGUGGCAUGGUGAUGUUGAAGAUAUUGUCAAGCAAGGGAAUGCAAUGGGUUUACCUCCUAACAUGUCUGAUGCUCACACCAUCAAUGGAAAACCUGGCCCACUCUUUCCAUGCUCAGAAAAACAUACGUUUGCCAUGGAAGUCGAGCAAGGUAAGAAGUAUCUUCUGAGGAUCGCAAACGCUGCCCUAAACGACGAGCUUUUCUUUGCCGUUUCCGGCCACAACAUGACGGUGGUUGAGAUUGACGCUGUCUACACAAAACCCUUCACCACCGCCGCUAUACUAAUAGCUCCCGGUCAAACCACUAACGUUUUGGUCUACGCCAACAGUGCUCCGGGGAGGUAUUUCAUGGCAGUCCGCCCAUUCCAAGACGUUCCUAUUCCGGUGGACAACAAAACCGCCACCGCAAUCCUCCAGUACAAAGGCAUUCCCAAUACCGUUCUACCAUCACUCCCUCAACUGCCAUUGCCAAAUGACACCGCGUUUGCACUAAACUAUAACGAAAAGCUCCGGAGCCUCAACACUCGUAAUUUUCCGGCGAAUGUUCCUUUGAAAGUUGAUCGGAAUCUGUUUGUGACUAUUGGGUUAGGAAAAAGUGUGUGCCCAACUUGCGUUAAUGGAACCCGACUUUCUGCUUCACUUAACAACAUUACGUUUGUGAUGCCACAAACUGGACUCCUUCAAGCUCACUACUCGAAGAUAAAAGGGGUGUUUACUUCUGAUUUCCCCGAUAAGCCACCUAAAGCUUUUAACUACACCGGUGCACCUUUGACUGCUAAUCUUUUCACUUCUCAUGGAACAAGACUCAGCAAAAUCGCCUUCAAUUCUACUGUUGAACUUGUGAUUCAAGACACCAAUUUACUAAGCGUUGAGUCCCAUCCGUUUCAUCUUCAUGGAUACAACUUCUUUGUGGUUGGAACAGGGACUGGGAAUUUUGAUCCGGCUAAGGAUCCGGCGAAGUAUAACUUGGUGGAUCCACCAGAAAGGAACACCGUCGGUGUUCCUACCGGCGGCUGGUCUGCCAUUCGUUUUAGAGCUGAUAAUCCAGGUGUUUGGUUUUUUCACUGUCAUUUGGAGUUGCAUACCGGAUGGGGAUUGAAGACGGCGUUUGUGGUGGAAGAUGGACCCGGAAAAGACCAGGCUGUUCGUCCUCCGCCAAAGGAUCUUCCGUCUUGCUGACUAUACUUACCCAUUCAUGAUUUCUCUCGGAAAUAAUUGUAAAUUUGCAAGUGUCAAAUCAUCUUAAUUAAAAAUUGUAUGUUUCUUUAAA
Lactuca sativa (garden lettuce) is the source of this 1862-nucleotide messenger RNA. RefSeq names its product laccase-11. Gene Ontology annotation, cellular component: apoplast. The record is from RefSeq and is a predicted model, not a curated record. Gene Ontology annotation, molecular function: hydroquinone:oxygen oxidoreductase activity; copper ion binding. Gene Ontology annotation, biological process: lignin catabolic process. NCBI's taxonomy places the organism in Eukaryota, Viridiplantae, Streptophyta, Magnoliopsida, Asterales, Asteraceae.